AUGUCUCCAGGUGUAAGUCCUUUGGCAGCACUCAACACGGCCACCUCUCCAGAAAUGACCGAACAGGCGUUCACCAGCAGCGAUAUCUCCGGCGACUCCUUUCAUGAACUAGAUCCGCUGGCUCCGGAUGACUUACCAGAGACUCUUGGAAAGGAUCUUUCAUUUCUCCUCCGACAUAAUAUCUUCCACCCGCUUUCCCACAUCGAUAUUCCUUCACCGUUGCGCUUCGACUUUAUUGUUCUCAACCCGGGGGAACCGCUAUCGGCAUCGCUCAGCGUUCUUGAGAAACUACUGGUGGAAGGCCGAUUCUUAAUCGCUGCGCAUUUCGCUGGCUCUAUCCUCACAUCCUCUUUGAUUUCUCCAACGGACAUACGUAUUAUCUUCUCCUUGUUCUACACCCGUCUGGCCUGCCUAGAACUGUCCGGGAACACAGCCCUGGCAGCUCAGGAAUCGAAAGCGUUGGAGGAUCUCAACUCUGCCUUCUACUUUAUCGAUUCCAGCUUAGAUUCAUCCGAACAUGACGAAAAACAUGAACACAUCUCUCGACAUAUUGUGCCCUGGCCGCUUCGCGUCCUGGCCGUCAGGCUUCAGAGUAUCGGAUUCGGCGAUUCACGCAGGAGUAUUGCCGGUUUAUAUGAACUCGGCAUGGAAGCACGGAGGGAGGUCAUGAAACGCGAACACGAUGAUGCUACGAGAACUAUCUGGAAAGGAAGAUUGGCGGACCUUGGAAUAAGGACUGUCAAUGCUUUGGUAGAAAUGGGUGAUCUAGAUGCUGCGAAAAGAUCGCUUGAAAGUCUGCGGGAGCCCACGCCAGAUUCCGAUAUCAUGAAAUUAAGGAAGGGGCUUUUGCUCCUAAGGAUUGGUGACGUUGAUGCGGCCGAGCAGGUUUUCGGUAAUGCUCGCGACUCCAAAGAGGCUGCCCUGUUGCAACCCCUCCUCAGUAUGUCGGAUGGCCGGUAUGGUGAUGCAGCAGACGAAUGGCGCUCUCUCCAAGAAGACAACAGCAGAACAGAUGGGGGCUUGAUUGCACAGAAUCUAGCUGUUUGUCUUCUUUACACUGGCAAACUGGAUCAGGCACGCGAGCUUCUGGAGUCUCAGAUAUCAGCCAACCACUCCUUUGGAAGUCUUAUUUUCAACCUAUCAACUGUCUACGAGCUCUGCUCUGACGGCGCAAGCCAAUUAAAGGGGCAGUUGGCAGGCACCAUCGCCAACCAACCUGUGUCAGGACAGACCAACCUAGACCGAUCAAACACGGACUUUAAGCUAUGA
Messenger RNA from Penicillium atrosanguineum, 1269 nucleotides. RefSeq lists its product as uncharacterized. The transcript is spliced from 3 exons. The coding region runs from base 1 to 1269 and encodes 422 amino acids. Lineage: Eukaryota; Fungi; Ascomycota; Eurotiomycetes; Eurotiales; Aspergillaceae. Gene Ontology annotation, cellular component: Golgi apparatus; TRAPP complex. The record is from RefSeq and is a predicted model, not a curated record. Gene Ontology annotation, molecular function: protein binding.